This is a messenger RNA of Crotalus tigris (Tiger rattlesnake), 7153 nucleotides long. RefSeq names its product alpha-1,3-mannosyl-glycoprotein 4-beta-N-acetylglucosaminyltransferase A (gene MGAT4A). Bases 416 to 2023 code for a protein of 535 amino acids. Gene Ontology annotation, biological process: protein N-linked glycosylation. Gene Ontology annotation, molecular function: acetylglucosaminyltransferase activity. The transcript has 16 exons. NCBI's taxonomy places the organism in Eukaryota, Metazoa, Chordata, Lepidosauria, Squamata, Viperidae. The record is from RefSeq and is a predicted model, not a curated record. Gene Ontology annotation, cellular component: Golgi stack; endoplasmic reticulum; endoplasmic reticulum-Golgi intermediate compartment.
UAAGUGAAGGGAGGCGGGUACUCCCAGCCUAGCCGGGGAGGCUCGUGGUGCCUGAAGUCAACUAUUGCCCUGGGAGGGGUUUUUCUCCUGCACUGCAUCCAGAAGGUAGUCUCUCGGGUGACGGCGACGUUAACUGCGAGCGGGGUUUCCGUCGCAAUUGCUCGUGCUGGAGUCCCGGUGCGGGAGCGGCGAUUCUGCGGUCCAAGAACAUAACAGAUUAAAGAAUGACAACUCCAUUCUACAACAACAAAACCUUCAGUAAUACAAUGUCUUUACCAGCUUUACAAUGAUUAGGAAUGACUGUGUAACUGUCUACUACUGGCUAAACAGCAUUCAUUGGAAUAUUUGGUCUUAAAGGGACAACAUUUGAAUGUGGAACCUUGGUCAAAUCUAAACAGUGUGAUGUUGAAAUGAGAUGAGGCUCCGAAAUGGAACUGUGGCCACUGCAUUGAUUUUCAUCACAUCUUUUCUCAGUUUAUCAUGGUAUACAGCAUGGCAGAAUGGAAAAGAAAAGCUGAUUGCUUAUCAAAGAGAGUUUCACGCUUUGAAGGAACGCCUUCGUAUAGCUGAGCACAGAACCCUGCAACGUUCUUCUGAAUUAAAUACCAUCUUGGAGCAGUUCAGACGGGCAGUAGCAGAAACAAAUGGAAGUAAGGAUGCAUUGAGCAGUGUUUCAGAUGAAACAUUAAAGUUAUUAAAUGAACUGACAAGCAGAAGAUCUCUUCAAGUGCCAAAUAUAUAUUACCACUUGCCUCAUUUGUUGAAAAAUGAAGGAAGCCUUCGACCUUCGGUACAUGUUGGCCUCGGACGAACAGGAGUUUCUAUAGUAAUGGGGAUUCCAACUGUCAAGAGAAAAGUAAAAUCUUACCUUACUGAAACUCUUCACUCGCUGAUUGAUAAGCUGUCACCCGAGGAGAAAUUGGAUUGUGUUAUGAUUGUAUUCAUAGGAGAGACAGAACUUGACUAUGUAAAUGGUGUUGUGGCAAAUCUCGAAAAAGAGUUUUCUUCAGAAAUUCGUUCUGGCUUAGUGGAAAUAAUAGCUCCUCCUGCGUUUUACUAUCCUGACAUGAAAAAUCUAAAAGAGACAUUUGGAGAUUCAAAAGAAAGAGUCAGAUGGAGGACAAAGCAAAAUCUGGAUUACUGUUUUCUUAUGAUGUACGCACAGAAAAAGGGUGUAUACUACAUUCAGCUUGAGGAUGACAUCGUUGUCAAGCAGAAUUAUUUCAGCACAAUAAAAAAUUUUGCACUUCAGUUGUCAUCAGAAGACUGGAUGAUUCUAGAAUUCUCUCAGCUGGGAUUCAUUGGUAAAAUGUUCCAGUCUCCAGAUAUUACACUCAUUGUAGAGUUCAUACUUAUGUUUUAUAAAGAGAAACCAAUUGACUGGCUUUUGGAUCACAUUCUGUGGGUGAAAGUGUGCAAUCCAGAGAAAGAUGCAAAACAUUGUGAUCGCCAGAAAUCGAAUCUCAGAAUACGGUUCAGGCCUUCGCUUUUUCAGCAUGUGGGUCUACACUCUUCCCUAGAAGGAAAGAUUCAAAAACUCACAGAUAAAGACUUUCUGAAACCAUUAUUGCAUAAAAUUCAUGUGAAUCCACCAGCAGAGGUUUCUACAACAUUAAAGGUCUACCAAGGGCAUGCUCUUGAAAAAGCCUACAUGGGUGAAGACUUUUUUUGGGCUAUCACACCAGUUGCUGGAGAUUAUAUCUUGUUUAAAUUUGACAAGCCAGUUAAUGUAGAAAGAUUCCUGUUCCAUAGUGGCAAUCCAGAACAUCCAGGGGAUAUAUUGGUCAAUACAACUGUGGACAUAUUACCUCUUAAAAAUAAAGAGCUGUUAUUAAGCAAAGAAACCAAAGAGAAAUGGUUAGAAGAUGGUUAUUUCAGAAUAGGCAAAUUUGAAAAUGGCAGAGCAGAAGGAAUAGUCAGUCCCAAUUUAAAUCCAAUUACAGCUGUCCGGCUGUUCGUCAUACAAAAUUCAUCUGUCUGGGCAAUUAUAAAUGAGAUUCAUAUUAAAAAACACCCUAAUUGAUCAAUAUUGAAGAAGUAAGAAGAUAAUAUUUUGAACACUUUUGCAAAAUCAUCCAAACUGCAGAAGGAAGAUAUUGAGUAUGCACCUUAUUUCAACUCAAUUUUCUCACUGAAACACUACCUCUCGUGAAUUCUACUGUAAUUGAGAAUAUCGACUCAGCAAGAGGGAUUAAUUACAGUGUAGAAACUGAUAUUCACCUGGCAUUCUUUAUCUUGAUUAAUAAUUUGAACAUGACUUUGGUUGGCUAGAGAUAAAUACUCCUUGGUCUAUCCAAUGGUGAUGGGUAAUUACGAAAAAAGGUGUACAUAUUGUUACAUUCCUUGGAAAUGAGAAAAAUGUGUUAUAAUACAUUUUAUGAAGAGGGUACUUUUUGAAAGUCCAUUUAUUUUGUUAUUGAAAACCCUCUUUUAUAGAUUAUCAGGGAUAUAUAUUCAAAAAAUUUAGGGUAUUUAAUUUAUUAAAUAAUUUGAAAAGUACAUAUUUUUAUGCCAAUAAUAACUUGAUUAAGUUUUUUAAUGUAUUACCUUACUUCUUGAGUUAACUCUACAUUUUACUUGGUUAAUAAUCAUAUUUUGUAAUAUAUUGUCAUGGUUAGAAGAGUUAAACUGAAUUUGCCAAUGAAGCACUUUUGUAUCAUGCCAGAUUCUUCUGCACAAAUCCCACCGAAAUAAGAAGGGUUUCCACAGAAGAACAUCCUCAUGAGAGGUUCACAGAAUCAAGGAUAUAGUGUUCAAAGAUACAAGCAUGGCAUGCAAGAACUUUGAAGAACAUUACCUAUGAUGUUCACAGCCUUGGAAUUAAGGAAUUUUAUAUUUCAAUAGAGUGAAUGAAGUCUGCAGCAAUUUAAAGUUUGAAUCAUUACCCAUUAAAGGGGUACUUUGAUAACAGGUUGUUCUUUUUUAAUCUUUGUAAAGUUUUCUUCAAUGCAAUCAACCAAGUUGCUCCUUUGGAUAGCAAUGCCUUCUGAUAUCAACUUUUUUUGGUUUUGCAACCCCUUUUCAACGAACUCUGCUCAGUGCUUUUGAAUGAUUUAAUUUAGCAUCAUGUUAGGGAUAAUGGAACAGAUACACAGUAACCUCAGCUGAGCUUUUAUAAUUGUAACUUUGUCAGUCCUUAAAUGUGGAAGUGAUUUCUAUUUCUUAAGAUCCAGCUUCUGCUUAAAAGCAUUGCACUCCAACUGACUGAAGCAAGGCUUCUGUGAUCUAAAUGCUUCUUUUCUUUUAUAUUGCAAAGAAAAAAGAUGUUUGCUUGGUCAGUAGCCUUGAAAAGAGGCAAUUCAAGCACUUUGUGCUCUGUAGCACAGAAAACAUGCAAUAGUAAAGUAAUAAUAGUAACAAAACUUUUUUUUCUUAUCUAACUCCAGCCAAGUUAUGAAAACCAAGGCUUUUUUUUUUUAGUUCUAUGACUCACGCAGGUAAAUUAAAUCUUCAAUAGUGGUAGCUUGUGUUGUGAAUUAAUUCUUAGAUAUUUCUGUGUCUCAGAUGUAAGUUUUUGCCAAAAAUCAGUGUCUCUCUUGCCUUCUAUAGAAAUUAUUUGUAAGGAAUUGAAGGGAUUGGAUAUCUAUUUUUUAUUUGAGUCUAACGGCUUCUAAAGAAAAAAAAGAUCACAGUAUGAAAAAAUACUUGAAUUGUUUCAAAUUAUUAAAGACUUGAGAUUGCUUUGAUUUUAAAUAGAUGGGAUCCUAUAUUUAUGAAAUAGUUUUGCUCAAAUUCUUUAUUGAUUGGGGACAUAUUCAUACAAAAGUGCUUAUAUGACAUACUAGCUAAAUUAUAAAUUUGAAUAUUACUUCCAUAAAAUUAAUGGAUGGCCUGUACUGAUUCUAAAAUGAAAGGAAUAGUAAUAAUGGCCUAUUUUACGGACAUAUAAUAAACUAAUGCAGAACUCUGAUUCCUAAAUGUUCAAUAAAUCUUAAAUGUUAAACUUUUUAGAUAACCUGUAAACUGCCUGUAAUAUUGAACACUAAUUGAAUGUGCAUUUAAUAUUGACAUGCCACAUUGAGGUGGGUGUGUAGUAUAUGGGAUAUUUAUGAUAAACUUAAUAAUGAUAAUCAAGAUUAAUGUUUUCCUACACAAAAAUAAGGUUUGAUAGGAAAAGCACAGAGAAUUGGUGAGAAACUGUUCAAAAUAUGUUCCUUUUCUUUAUAUGGAAAAGGGAACAACAUAUAUAAAAAUAUUUAUUUCCGUAUUUUAAUUUUGCUACAAACAAGUUGUAAAGCUAUAUAAUCACUUGUCCUAGCUCUCAAGCUAACAUAGCAGAUCAGUGAUUUAUGAGUCUUUGCUGCAUAAAUGUGAGAUUUUCUAUCCCUAGCAGCUUAUUCCAUUGCAGUUUGUGCAGGUUUAUUAACCUUUUGUAUUUAAUUUAAAAAUUAGUCUGAACCUUAGAUCUAAAUGUAAUUUGCUAUUCUCUUCCAAAGACCAAUAGAUCACUUCCUCCCAUUGAAUGUAUGGUCUUUGGGGAAAGCAAAAUCACUAGCCAAUUGAUUUAAAAGUAACCUAGAAAUCAAAAGUGAUCUUCUCCAAUGCAACUUUAGGCAUGCUUAGUCAGAUGCAAUAUUCCUGUGUUCAGUAGUAUUCUACUUUGCAAUAUUAGUAAUAUUUAAAUCCUUAAUUUUAAUUCUUGAAACAUCUAUAGACAACUGUCUUAGGUAUAAACCAUUCCAUGUAAUAAAGAAUUGCACAGAUAAGGAGGUACACUAGCAAAAUGUUCUUGUGUUGCCAAUUGGAAAUGAGAAAAAGUAGUAAAUAUCAACUCUUUAUACUGCCAGCUUUAAAGAUCCAAUAGGCUUAGGAUAAAUCAGGUAAGAACACCCAUCUCCCAAAGCAAUCGGCCAGUUGUAUAAGAAUAUCUAAAUCAGGGGUUCCCAGCCGGGGGUGCUCGCAAGCCUGAGGGUGCAAGACGAUAUUCCAGGGGGUGCGAAAACUUGGGUUUUCAAAAUUAUAGUGUACGUGCAUAAUUUAUUGCUGUUAUUUCAAACCUUUGUAAGGGGUGCGAGAAUAUAUCAGAAGCAUUCUAGGGGUGCAGGGUAUAGAAAAGGUAGCGAGCCACUGAUCUAAAUGGACUAAUAAACUUCUAUGUUGAUUAAUGCCCUGAUGAAGAAAAGAGUUGUGUACAAUUAACCACCAUUUGAGCUAUAGUAAUAGAAUUGCCUUAAUGGUAUUGUCCUAGCAUAAUUCUAAGUACAUUCAGUUAAUCUGAUGGUGUAAUAGAGAUUAUUAAAAAAAAUCACUUCAAAUGCUUUCUUUUAUUUUCUAGUGGAAGAUUUAGAUUGUUAUUUUGUAAGUAUUACAGUGAGAGAGGCAAUAUAGUGAUAAAGGCAUUAGACUAGAAACUGGGAGACCCUGCCUUAUGCAUGAAGUCAGAUGAGUGAUUUUGGGACAGUCCCCCUCUCUCAAUCUAGGAAGGAGGCAAUAACAAACCACUUCUGAAAUCCUGCCAAGAAAACGGCAAAGAAUUGUUCUGAAAAUUACCAGGGGUCAGUAUAAUACUGACUUGAAGGCCAGACGCAACCCCCCCCCCCCAAACCAAGCCAAUAUGCAUUGAGUUGGUGCUUAAAUAAUUUCACUGAAUGGAAUAUGCAAAAAGCUUAUUGCUUUUCAAUAACAACAUACAUGAAUAGUUCAUCAGAACAUGAAUGCAACUAUAAAGAAUGUGUUACAGAGUCUCAAUGUAAAAUCACAAUUGAGACCAGAAUUUCUGUUGCUAAAAAAGGCAGUGGUAAAGUGGGUUAUGCCUAAUUUUAUACCUUUUUUUGCCACAGUUAAGCAAAUCACUGCAGUUGUAAAGUGAAUCUGUCUUCCCCCACUGGCUGCUUGUCAGAAGCCUGCUGGGAAGGCUGGAAAUGGUGAUCACCUGACCCCUGGAGGCUGCAACCAUCGUAAAUACGUGGCAGUUGCCACAUUCAUCUGUGAAUGUGUGGAUGCUGCAACAGUUGCAAGUGUGAGGACCAAUUAUAAGUCACUUUUUCACUGCCAUUGUAACUUCAAACAGUUAUUCAACGAGUGGUUGCAGGUCAAGGAUUAUAUGUCACUAGGUUGCUGGAAAGUAGGUUCAGUAGAAAAUUCUCAGUUCAUGACAUAACAAAAAAGUAUAUCCUGAUAGUUUAGAGUAGAUAAUAACUUGUGGAACACAUCUUCUAGCAUCUGCUCAACCAGAAUUUUUUUUAAAAAAUUCUGAAUUUCUAAAAUGGGAAUCUAAUACAUGGUACUAGGCUUAUUUUUAAUUCAAAAAAUAGUUCAUAAGUUUUCUAAUAAAAUGUGUGGCAACUGCCCAGAAUUUUGUUUAGAAGAGUGCCUGGAAGGUAAGAUAGAAUCUGUACUUUGCCAUAGGUUUUUUCCCCUCAUACUAGCCAUUUUGAGAGUAGGCCAGAGCUAUUCCCAGAUUUCAUUGUGUUUGGGUUGUGAUACAUUUCAGCUUUCUAAAUAUACCCAUCAUCCCAAAGCAGUUGCAAAUUCCUGAUAUAUCUUUUCUUAUAUUUUCUACUGGCAUUCAUAUUUUCUUAAUAUAAAUGCAGCUGAAAUAAAUGUUCAAGUUGCUAGCAUUCUUUAUUUUACUGAAGUAUUAAAUCUUAGCAGUUGAUAAUUAAGCAUAGUUAUUUUUAAAAUAUUAAUAGAAGGUGUCUGGAUAUUUCUGGUGCUCAAAAAAUCCGUGUUUUUUAAAGGAGCUUUUGAAUGUUUUUUUCCCUAAAGCUUUUGAAAUUCAAAUAUUAUUUCAUGCCCCUUCUUGCCUAUUAGGUCUCAUAUUCAGUCUACUUCCUCCUUCUGGGGAAAAGAACUUGUAUAUUACUUGAAUUAUGGUGUUUUGAAGAUGCUAUUUUGACUGUCAGUAGAAACCAAUUUACUGGUUUAAAACAUUUAGAGUUGCCCAACUUCUUUGUUUGACUCCGUCAGCUUUCUAGUUGUGUCUCUGUUCUUAUGCUUGUGAAUCCUUCAUCCUACAGCCAGGUUCCUUGGCAUUCUCCAUGAUGUGGUUAAUUCCUUGUAAAACUUUUUUUAGAGCUAGAUUUCAGUAUUGUUAAUUUUGCUGCUACAUUUGAAAAUCUAACUGGGUCAUGUUAAUUGUGCCUUUCAUCAGUGCGCUAUGUGCCACACGCUGCCCGUGUACUAUUUGAAAUAAAUAUUUUUAAAAACUGCA